UCUAUGCCGUGAAGAGAUUCAAUAGCGGAGCUUUCGUCAGGUAGCAACCUUAUGAUCAACAAGAGUCGAGACACACAGACCUGGGGUUGGAAUUCCUACAAAUCCCAACAGGAGGCUCAAGGGCCUGGCACUCAGCUGAAAUACAUGGGUAUCCUACAAUGUUCAAAUCAUGGAAAACACCUGGUCAACGCCAGAAGAUGGCAUCUCAAGCUCCAGACGUAACAUCGACUUGUCUGAUAUGCUACGAGACGAGAGUCCUGAAGAUCGUAGGUAACUGCAAGCACUGCUUCUGUACAGAAUGCCUGUCAACGGUCUUCGAGAGCCAGGAUAGUGGGAGCGAGGUGUUUGAAUGUCCCACCUGUAAAGUGGACUGUCCACGGCCAUGGGAUGGUUUACAGGGACUGGUGGAUUACAGGGGGAGAAGUGUAGAUGCUGAAGACAUGGAUCCUGUAGUCAUACCCAAGGAAAACGAGACGGAAAAGAAACGACACACCACAGAGACCACAGUUGAUGUCAUCUGUGACAUUUGUGUUGUCCAAAACAUAGAGGUUGAAGCAGCAAAUACCUGUUUCGAGUGUGAUAAUCUUAAUAUCUGUGCUGACUGUUCAAAGACACAUGGCAAAAACAGAGCUACUUGUUCUCAUUUACUGACACCAGUGGUCAGAGUAGAGAAAAACAUGAAGUGCAAAACACACAAGAAGCUGUUGAUUAGUUUCUGCCAAACCUGUGGAGUAGAAGCUUGCAACGUGUGUGUUUCUAUCUACCAUGGAGAUCACAACAUUGAACGACUUGGAGAUACAAUUCGGUCAAACGUAAAGGUCAUGAGGGUUGCUCUACUGCUAAGAGAGAGGAAGUUGAAGGAAAUGCAAGACCUACAAGAAGAGUUGACUAUUCUCAAAGCCAUGGCACCAAUCGUUGACAAGCAAGACACCUUGAUUAAAGAAAUUGAGGACCAUGCGCAGAGAUGCGUCGACCAGAUCAUGAAUUGGAAGGAAGACUUGAAGGCACAAGUCAAAACGGACUACCAAAUUGUCAGGGAAAUUCCUGAGUGUUUGGAGAGGGUGAGAGAGGCAGUCCAGCAACUGCAGCCACAGAUAAACGAAGCGCCUCAAUUGCUCUCCAAAACAGAGCAUCAUCCAGCAUACCUUAACAAACUUAAGACAAUGCAGCGGGAUUUUGAAGCCACUGCAACUGUAGGUGAUGAUGUUAAAGGCAGGCAGUUUCGGGAGGAACUCUUUGACCUGAACUCAAAUGACUACCAAUUUGAUCUUGGAGCUCUGCAACCUAAUCAUAUUUAUGGGAAAAUUCGCGAUUUUCCCAAGUCGGACAGAUUUCAACCAAGGGAAAUCUUCAAGCAUGAAAUGCCAGUUUAUUCAAGUAAAAUGUUCAUUCCAUGUGUUGCUGUCCUUGGUCCAAAGUAUUAUGCAGUUGCUCAUCCAGUGAAAUUCCAACAACCAGCAGAGGCAGUUGACUUCUAUGAAUUUCCUGGAGUACUGAAAUUCACUUUGAAAUACAAAGUCCCCCCAUUGUAUGAUAUGACCUCCACCCCUGAUGGUAAACUGGCUGUACUCUCUGAUGGAAAGGGGUUCAGAACCUGCAGUAUCAAGUUGUUUGAUGCAGAGGCUGGGUACAUCCGAUCCACCCGUGAUAUUGGUGUUGCCAUUCAGCCACUGUCACUGGGGGUAACUCUUCUCAAGGAGUAUGUCAUCCUUGGUAGAGAUGAAGAGGAACGGACUCAGAUCAAUGUUGUGGAUGAAGAUGGGCGUGUAGUGCAUAUAUAUGUUAUUGAUCAAGCAACUGAUUUCGAGUCUAAAACAAUUCAGAAAAUUGUGACAAGGGCAGAUUUGGAUGCCAGAAUCUCUACAAGAGAUGGCUACAAUAUUGUCAUGUCCUGUGGUCAGACAAUCAAGGUUUAUAGAUGUGACUAAACAUACUGAUUAACCCUUUUGAUGCCAGUGACGUGCAUAGCACGUCAUGUACAUGGCCCCAUGUCGUGCUAGUGACAUGCAAAGCACUUCAUGCCCCACUAAACUUCUGUUCACUAGCACUUGGUCUAUAAACAUGCCAAAUGCACUCGAGCAAUGUUAGUUCAUCCUAAUAGUAUAGAUGGCGACACUUUUGAAUAGUUUCUUCUGUUCAGAUAAGUAUGCUCUACUGUUUGGUAUUGGUAUCCAGUGUCAAGGACAAGAUGGCACCAGCCGAAAUUGGCUGCCCCAAGAGAAUCAAUUCACCAGCUUGCCAAGAAUCUUACUUAAAUCUUGUGUACUCAAGGCAGGCGCUCCAACUUACCGAACAGUGGUGCCUGGAAGAGGCCUGGGAACAUGCCUGCAUCACAAAAAAGCCAAAAUGUGCGCUCAUUGUUAAAUUUUCCAAAAUAACGUGUGCAUCUGGUAAUUAGCUAGGUCAUUUGGAAGUCAUAUGCAUUAAAAUUUGAGGUGAAUAAACCACCCGUUCCUAUUUUGUGCACACACAAAUCAGUUUAUGCAUAACUUGAAAAUUGUUUGCAAUGCAUGCACAGGACAAACCACGCAGCGAUGCAUUUUUCUCUCUAUUUGUGAUGCAAUUCAUGCUUGAAGAAAAUUCUUACCAGAUAAUCACAAUGUUAUUUAGUUGGUAGACUCCAACAACACAAUUUUUCAAAAAAUUAUUAAAAAAAACUUUCUGCUUUCCAGGCCAGGUCAGUUUGGUAAGUUGGAAAGCUGGCCCGAUUCUCCAAAAUCUGGGGAAUAAAUUCUCCAGUGUGACAAUAGAGGCCAGGCUAAAAGGUCCUUAAACUUUACCUCAGCCAUCUGCUUGAUACUGUCGAGAACAUCUUCUUUCAGGUAGUUGUACAAGAAUCUGUUUCGCUCUUUCUGAGCAAGCAAUAGUUUCUUUACCAGUGUUAAUCGAUGGCUUUUCUUCAAAUGUUCAUCUUUGACUGUUUUCUGCCUUGCAAUCUGAAAAGAGGCAAAUUUUCAAAGAUCGUCGAUAAUUAUUGCAAAGUAAGACCUAGGUCAGUGAUCUUCGGCUAUGUUAUAUCCGGCCAGUUGUUGAUGUUACAGGACUCAUCUCUUAAUAAAUGAGUGGUCUUGUAAUGCAUUGUGUAUCUUUAAGUGCAUUGUGUAUCUUGUAAUGCAUCAUCUAUGUUUAAGAAUGUAGUUCUUUAGUAGCAGACCUACGGACGAAAAACGCUGAGAGGAACUGGACAUAGCCACACUCACCACCUCGACCUAAACUAGUACGCAAUGUAGCCAAUAAAUGCAAUUUUGGACAGAAAGAAACUGUACACCAUGAGUUAAUUAUCUUAUUGAGAGAAAU
Molecule: messenger RNA, 3297 nt
Organism: Lineus longissimus
Lineage: Eukaryota; Metazoa; Nemertea; Pilidiophora; Heteronemertea; Lineidae
Exons: 2
Coding region: 159-1928 (589 amino acids)
Biological process (GO): protein monoubiquitination
Molecular function (GO): zinc ion binding; ubiquitin protein ligase activity
Source: RefSeq, a predicted model, not a curated record